AAAUUUAAAGGCCAAGUGGUUCGUAAAUAGCCAAAUACUGGACACUUGUGAAGGGAGUUACUAUUAGCCUGUCGUACAAUACAGAACACCAUAUCGUUCAGAUAUUUUGGCGUAAAAUUUAAUAAUUUUACUCGAGAGCGUUUUUAUUUCGUUCGAAAGGAAAUACAGCAAAGAAAUGGCGCGUUUAUUAUUGACUAAUGUUGCAAUUGCCGGUAUUUUAUGGAUCGGUGUAAUACUUUCAGUUAAUUGCAUUGAAUUGGAAUACACGGAUAUUACAGUUAUUGGAAAAAAUAAUUCUUAUCAGACAUUGAAUCCGCAAGCAACUUUUGAUCUAUUUGAUAAAAUUCGUCAUGUCAAGGGGAAUAUUAUAUUUUCGAAAGGAAAAAGGAUAACUGGUGAUCAAUUAAUUUUAAACCACUUGGAUUCAGAACAAUUCAGCAAACCAGAAGACAUUGAAGUUUUUCUUCGCUAUCCCUCGGGCAGUGAUGGUAAAAUUAUCACAUUAGUUGAAGUUCUAGCCGAUCCCGAUACAACCAGUAAAGAUGCAAAUACUGGAUUUAUUAAAGGAACAGGAGGCAUUAAUAAUAAAACAUUUGAAUUAUUAGUUCAAUGUAAAUACACAGCAAAUUUUGCAUAUGAAAUAUUUAUCUAUGGAUAUUAAACAAAAAAAGAAGGAGAAAAAAAAAAAAAACAAGGAUAAAGAAAACCAAAAAGUAUUGAUUGACAUUAUUAUCAAAUUUCUUCAAAUGUUCAUUAUGCAAAAAAAAAAAAAAAGAAAUCAUGUUUGCAAACGGAAAUUCAUAUGAAAUUCAUUAAAAGAAAUCAAAUCUGUGAUUGUUUACAUUUUAUUGUAGCCUUAAAAAGUUUAUAAGUUUAAUAUAUUUAUUGAAAAGAAAAAAAAAAAAGAAAGAAAAAACAAAAAUACAUAAUAUACAUGAGUUAAAAUUAGAAGAUUUCAUCAAAAUUAUGUGUUUAAAUCUAUUUGAUAUUUAAUUUUAGGUUUUUGUUUUUUGUUUUUAAUGAACAAGGCCUUUUUUUUGGUGAUUUACUUUUGAAGAGAAAAAACAGUCCUUUUCAAUUUUUACAUUAAGUUUUCACUUAAAGCAGAAAUCGAUUUUAUAUUUUCCGUAAAAAUGGGGUCAAAAGCUGAAAAUAUUGUUGAAUUUAAAAAAGUAGUUAAAAAAACCCUUUUUUAAACUUAUAAAAUUUAGACUUUAGACUAAUUGAAGUCUUGGGGAAUUCAUAGAGUCAUACCAAGCCUUCUGGAAAAGGUAUCUUCUUUUUGACCACCUGUGACUUUUGGCAUACCUAAUCAUACAAGUACCCCAAAAUCCUAUCUAAAUGAGCCAUUCCACACAUUGAUUGAAAUAUUAUACCUAUGUUCAAAUCAAAUUGGCUAACUCAAGAAGCUAAAUUUUUUUAUAUUUUAAUUGAAUAAAAUUGCGUUUCUUAUUUCUUUUAUUUUGUUUGACCAUCAGUUAUCUUA
Messenger RNA from Episyrphus balteatus (marmalade hoverfly), 1486 nucleotides. RefSeq lists its product as uncharacterized. Bases 176 to 661 code for a protein of 161 amino acids. The record is from RefSeq and is a predicted model, not a curated record. The transcript has 2 exons. Lineage: Eukaryota; Metazoa; Arthropoda; Insecta; Diptera; Syrphidae.